AUGAUUAUUAAUGAUGACAAUAUCAAAGCCGAAACUAAAGCAACACUUCUUAUUCCUCAUUCUACCGAUUGGAUCGAUGCAGCUUAUUUUUCUCUGACACCACAAGACUUUCUCUAUACAGCUGAACAAAUUAUUGAACAUAUUGCUGAUGACUAUGCACAAAUCAUUCUUGUACAUAGCUAUACAGUAAAAUCAUGGAGUCGAGAAUUACUCGGCUGUAUUUCUUCACUAAUCGGUCUCAUUUGUGCAUGCUGUUGGUGGGGUCGUGAGGAGGCACAUCAUAUCAAAAAGAUUGUAUCUACCGAUUUGACAUUGUAUGAUCAUGUUUCAGCAUUGAUUCGUAUUAUCAGUUAUAAACCAUUUCAUAAAUGUAUUGAUGGUCAAUGGCCUAAUGUGGAAACAAUUCUUAUCGAUUCUAUCAUAACAUUCUUAAGAGGUGCAAUAGAUGCAGAAAAAUUAAGUUGUUUUAUUCGUUUGACAACAUCUUUACCUGAUACACUUACAUCAUUAGUUCAAACAGCACCAUAUGAUCGAAUAGUUCUAUGUGCACAUGGUUUACUUGCUGAAAUUCUAACGGAUGAACAAUUGAAAGAAUUAAAAAUUGUCAGAAAUAUAAGACGUUCGUGUUUUGAUAUUAUUGAACAAGCUUGGAAGGAUCCAUCGCAGAAAUAUCAACAUAUACCACUAGUGCAUAUACUUCGAGGCUUUGCUAAUCUAUCAAAAAAUGAUACUGUUCAAGCAAAUACAGCAGCAUUAAAUAAAAUGCCACUGCUAAUCGAAAUAUUGGACAAAUAUCCGAUCGUAUACGAUAUUCUCUGGGGUCUUUCCUUUAAUUCAUCUAUUCAAGAACAACUUCGAUUGAAUCAUUCAUUCAUGACUAAAUUGACUGAAAUCGAAAAGAACUGUUCAAAUGAAACUAUACAUAAAGCUGCACGUGGAAUUCUUUGGAAUUUGAAUUCAGAUCGAGAUAAACAGAUAUUUACAGAAAAAUGUGAUAGUACAACAUUUGAUAUAAUGAUUAGUUAUUCACAUAAAGACAAACAAAUAUGUAAACAUUUGUAUGAACAACUUAUUCGAACUGGUUAUCGAGUAUGGAUUGAUUUCGAUCAGAUACAUGGCAACGUCAUGGAUGCCAUGGUACAGGCAAUCGAACAAUCUCGAACGAUUAUUAUUUGUAUGAGUGAACAAUAUCGACGAAGCAAUUAUUGUCGAGCCGAAGCUGAAUAUGCAUUUCAACGUCGACUCAAAAUAGUACCAGUGCUUCUACAAGAACAUUACAAACCUGAUGGUUGGCUUUUGUUUUUAAUUGGUCAAUCACUCUAUGUUGAUUUCACAAAACAUGAAUUUCCAAUAGCAAUAGAAAUGUUGAUCAAGGAAAUCAAAGCCUUACAUAUGCAAGACUUGCAUAACAUAGAAGUUCAAUCAAAUCAAAGUGCUUUAUUGGCACUUCCUCCUUCUGUACCACGUCUACAACCAUUAUCGGGAGCGGAACUACGUCCAGAAAAUGUUCAAAACUGGACAACGGCACAAGUUGGCGAUUGCUGUUCGAUAUUUUGCUAUCAAAACAGAAUGAAAACAAUUACCAUUCUAUGCAUUAUUUUUCUUGAUCUCUUCAAUCAAAGGAACACUAUUGUUGCAUCAGAGAAAUCAGCAGAAGGCACACCUAACGAACAAUUAGAAAGCUAUGAUAUUAAGAAGAAGGUUAUAGUGAUACCAGGCAUUUCAAACUCUAUUGCAUCAUAUAAUGCAGCCAUCCAAAUCAACCACAUUCUCUAUUUGAGUGGUCAAACUGGAAUUGAUCCUGCAACACGCCAACUAGUAUCAGAUGAUGUUCAAACAUGUGAAUCAUAUAAAAUAUUUUUCAAACGGAAUGCUGAAAAUCAAAAGGAAACACUGAAAUGUCUCUUUGAUGGUCAAUGUGAAGUGAAUAUUAAUAUUUGUCAUGUAUGUUCUGCAUGCCGAUUAGAAAAAUGUUUUCAAGUUGGAAUGCGUGUUGAAAUGAUUCAAUGUUUUCGACCAUCGUUGAAGAAAAAAAAACCAGCAUCAUCAAAAUUAGUUCCAGUGAUAAGUCAAAAAAAUGAACAGUCACUAAAGUCAACAUUUGAAUGUAAUUUUGGUAGUCAAUGUGAAAUUAAUAUAUAUAAUCGUCAUAUAUGUACCAAAUGUCGAUUAGAUAAAUGUUUUCAAAGUGGAAUGAGUAUGGAAUUUUUUCGAUUGGGUUGUUCAAAAUCAAUAAAUCGAUCAAAAAAUAAAAAUUCUCAAUCAACAUCAACAGACCUUGUCAAAACAAUCAAAAAAGAUAAAACACAGAUGAUUAUGUCAAUACGUAUGAAAAUUCUUAGAAAAACUGGAAAUUUGCCAACAUUAAAUCUUUUGCAAUCGGAUAUAUCAAAAUUGACUAAUAAUCAAUGGACUCUUCUCUCAAAUGUGAUUCAUAGUUUUGAUGAAGAUCGGAUGAAAUCUAUUUGUCAACGUUUAGUUAAAGAAGAUAAAUAUUCUCAGUCAAUAAAACCAUUGGAUGAAAUAUUGACUAAAGAAUUCUUUCGAUUACUUUUCGAAACAACAGAUAUAUGUCUUCGUUUAAACGGUGAUAUUUGUGCUUUACCACAUAAUGAUCGUUCGAUUGUACUUCGUACUGGUGCCGAUUGUCUACUUUGUUUAGGUGGAGCAUUUAUUAUGUAUCAAUCUCAAUUAAAUACUUGUCAAUCUUUUAUAGACAUGAAUGCUAAAAAAUAUGGAACAUAUGGUAUAUCACUUACUCUUUAUUCAACAAAAUUUUUAGAUCCUGAUGUUGUACUCGUUAAAAUGGGACUUUUAUUAUUAGUUUUCUCUAAAAAUACUUAUAUAUUUUCUUCAACAACAUCAUUAGAUCAUGCAAAUGCUAAUAUUAUUUUACAGAUUCAAAAUAGAUAUGCAGAAAUAACAUGGAAAUAUCUUCUAUAUAAAUAUGGUUAUCAUCAAGCUAUUCAAAGAUUUAUGAAUUUAAUUCUAUGUCUUUUAGCUGUUGUUCAAACGAUGUCUUAUCUUCAAAGUGUUCAACCACAUAUUAAUGAUGUUGAAACAAUUGCUGAAAAUUCUGAAUUGGAAUUGAUUUUAGAUGAUAUUAAUCAAUUCAAUUAA
Rotaria sordida is the source of this 3120-nucleotide messenger RNA. The record is from the annotation of a GenBank genome assembly. NCBI's taxonomy places the organism in Eukaryota, Metazoa, Rotifera, Eurotatoria, Philodinida, Philodinidae.